Messenger RNA from Klebsormidium nitens, 3850 nucleotides. The record is from the annotation of a GenBank genome assembly. NCBI's taxonomy places the organism in Eukaryota, Viridiplantae, Streptophyta, Klebsormidiophyceae, Klebsormidiales, Klebsormidiaceae.
AUGGGGACUCGAGCUAAGACGAAGAAAGUGAAAGAUGCUGGGGAGGCAAGGCAAGAUGUCCUCAGGAAAGUGGCUGCGUCUAAGGAGCUGAGCUUUGCAGAGAAGGGCAAGCUGUACCACUGGGACCGACCAGUAUGCCAGGGCGACCGUGUCAAUUCGAAAGACUCCCCCAACUGCCUCUGUGCUCUGAUACCCCCCCCAAACGGCGUGCGUAAGCAGGGGCUCUGGUGCAAGACCCCCGAAGCCGUCUCCGCUCUGGGCGAAGACCCCACGUUCCGAAAACGGGUCUCCCACGAUGACCCGAUCGGGUUAACCAACCUUGGCGCGACGUGCUACGUGAACGCGAUCCUGCAGUGCCUGUACAUGAACGCCGACUUUAGAAAGGGGUUGUUUUGCACCGAGGAGCAGCUGCUGGAGGGCAACCCGGUUCUAAGGCAGCUCUGCCGGCUGUUCGUGAAGCUGCAACUAUCGAACGAGGACCCUGUCGAUCCGGCGGUGUUUGCGAAGACGCUCCAGUUGGACAACGGCGUGCAACAGGACGGCCAGGAGUUUAUGAAGCUGCUGCUGACGCUGCUAGAGAAGCUGCUGGAGCAGUCUGCGCAGCCGGACGUCCGAAACCUUGUCCAAGGACUUUUUCGGGGGACCUUCUCGUACGUCACCAGGUGUUCGGUCUGCGGCAACGAGUCCGAUUCGUCCAAGAACCUGGUCGACUUCUAUGAACUCGAGGUUAACGUAAAAGGAUUUGAGGGUUUAGCGACCAGCCUAGACGACUAUCUAGGGGAGGAGCUUCUCGAGGGCGACAACCAGUACAUGUGCGAGCGCUGCAACGCGCGCGUGGACGCUACACGGAGCGUGAAGCUUCGGUCGCUGCCCCCGCUGCUCAACUUUCAGCUCAAGCGCUUUGUGUUCAACAACAAGACCGCCACAAAGAAGAAGGUCACCUCGCGCUUCAGCUUCCCGAUCUCGAUUGACCUCCACUCUCGGCUUACUCCGGAGCCUCAGGCCCCUUCCUCCUCAGAACCAGAGUGGGUCGCUGACGGAAGCAGCGAGGGGCUCUACGAUCUAGCCGCCAUCCUAGUUCACAAGGGCGCAAUGGCCACGAGCGGCCACUACAUUGCGCACGUCAAGGACGAGCGCACCGGGGACUGGUGGCAGUUCGAUGACGAACUGGUGACGUCACUCGGGGCGCACCCGCUGGGAGAAGCUGCAGCAAAUGCGAGCGCGAAAGCGGCGAAAGAGGCGAAAGAGAACGGCCAAAAACCGGAAGAGAAAGAGGGAGGUGGGGAGAACGAGAAGGAUGCGAAGGGGGAGGAGAGUGUCGGGCCGUCGAAGGCGGAGGGUGUAGCUGCAGCGGAGGUGCUGGAUCCGAACCUGCUGACGUCAGCGGAUUCGUACAUGCUGAUGUAUCGGCGGAGGGACGCACGCCAGGUGGCAAUCAUGCAGAGGCAGGAGGAGCGGCGGCGGCGGAAAGCGGAGGCGGACGCGAAGAAACUAGAGGAGGAGAGAAUUCGAGCGGAUGCGGCGGGGAAGGAAACCAAGCGCAAGAGCGAGGGCGAGGGCCGCGAGAAGGUGCCGAAGCGCGCGAGGACGGGGAAGGCUGCGAAAGACGAGGUUGCCGGGACGAGCGCGGAAAAGGCGAUUUCAUUGGAUUCGCCAGCGCAAGGGUCGAGAGAGGGCGUCCAUACGAACGGGGUAGGGGAAGCGGGGAAUGGCGGGAAAUCGCAGAACGGGGUCCACGGUUCGGAACUUUUGGACGAGGUUGAGACGAUCGAAGCUCCGGAGGCGUUGGUGCGGGAAGUGGAAAACGACAACGUGGCGUUUGACGCGGCAAUCGAGGCAUACAAGUCGGAACGGGAACGGAUCGAAGCGGAGGUGAAUCAGCGUCGGCGCGAGGUACGGGAGAUCUUGGCGGAAGCCGCGGCGGACCCGAAAGAAUACGACUUCCGGUGGAUCAGCACGGAAUGGCUCCGGUCCUGGGCCGACAAUAAGGACCCCCCCGGGCCGAUCGACAACACGCCGCUGCUGUGCGAGCACGAGGGCGUUCCGCCCCGGAGCGUUCCGCUCAUGAAACGGAUCAACAAAGUGACCUGGGCGGAACUGGACGAGCGGUACGGGGGCGGACCGGAGCUGACCGGCGAGGAGUGCUGCGUCGAGUGUAUACGGCAGGACGCGAGCGCGGCGCAGUCGGCGGACAGUUUCCGGACGCGACGGACGCUGAUGCGGGAACGGCUGGAGCAGGAGCUGGCGCUCGGGGCCCCGGGGACGCACUACGUGUCCAAGCAGUGGCUGGCGCAAUGGCAACGGCGGCGAUUGGUUGACGCCCCCUCAGACGCCGACAAGGGCCCUACCGCUGCGCUGCGGUGCAAGCACGAGAUGCUGAAGCCGGAGUUUGCGCCAGGAGCCAAGCGGCAAUUAGUGUCGGGGGAAUUUUGGGACUACGUUCAGGAGGUGGCGGAAGAAGUGGCCGGCACGAACGACCCGGGGCACUGGGAGAUGACGGUGAACACGCUGGAGUGUGCCACGUGUAGCGUGGAACUGGGCGAAGAAAUGUCCAACCGGGAAGGGCUCAAGAGCGGCAAGCUUGCAGAGAAAGCGGCGCUCGAAGCCCUCUUCGCCGGGCGGCCGUUGCCCCUCACCGAGAGUGUGAAUGCGUUCCUGGUGCCCUCCAAAUGGCUGGACAGCUGGCGCGACUACUUGGGGGCGACCGGCAAAACUCUGGACGUGAUUGGAGAGCCGCCCCCUUUGGACGAAGCACUGGCGGCGGUGUUCUGCAAGCACGGGGAAUUGGCGGUGCGCCCGCCGGAGCUGGUGCAGCGGAAGAACGACCUGGUUCAGGAACAAAAGGACUCCGCUCUGACCGUGGUGUCAGAGAACGACUGGCGACAGCUCCAGCAACGGUGGCACUCCUCCAGGGAGAUCACUGCGGUUGUGGGGCCUCCUGAACCAAAGUCGGAAGUGCCGAAAGAAUCAGAUACGAAAGAGGCUGCCAAGCCGGCUUGUGUGCCCCGGUUGAAGACGGUACCAGAGGUGUGCGAGGCCUGCUACAAGGAGCGCCUGGACCAGGAACUCGCAGAGCGCCUCUCGUACCGACAACAGGAGAUCAUCGUCGAACUGUUCCCCGGUCCCGACCCCCCUGCUCACGUCACCGGCGCAGGCGGCGAGGGCGAGCGGCGGUCUCGGCGCGUGCGGAAGGUUUCCGCCGUCAGAGGGGGGAGGAUGACCGUCAAAGUGAAUGCAGACACGACGGUGAAGGACCUCAAGAUGACCAUAUGGGAGAGGAUGGAGGUUGACUCCCAGAACCAGCGGCUAGGUUUCCUGAAAAGUGAGCUGGACGAGGAUGAUAAGAUCUUGGCGGAUUACGGGAUCGUUGCUAACUCCCGCCUCUGGCUCAUCAACACGGGCGAGCAUGACAACCGGGAUAUCGUUGAGUGUUUCGAACCUGCGGAGGAGGCGGGCAAGAUGGAGAACGGAUUUCGGGGCACGGGCCUAUGGGGGGGCGCCACGUCAGACUACUCCGCCGGCGAGGGCGUCCAAGAUACGGACAUGAAAGAUGCGGACGGCUCCGGUUCUGCGGACGGCGAUGGAUCUUCCGAAGCUCGGCAACUUCCGGACAAGGCCGCAGAUGACGUCAUGGGCACUGUUUCGGAAGGGGAAGCUUCAGGCAGAUGGAGCUGUGAGAGGUGCACUCUGGAGAACAGCCCGGGGAGAAAGAUGUGCUCGGUCUGCAACGCAGAUAGAAGCUGAUUGACGCGGUUGAGGCGUUUGAGUAGUAGGGACUGCCUAGCACUCCUAUGCGGAAGUCGUAUUGUCUUGAAGAUUGAGGGUACUGUGGACAAGUGGACGAUAAUCC